CAGACGAUGCAGACUUCCGCAGACACAGCACAUCUGCGCCAGUACCCAAAGAACAUCUGUAAGCCAGAACAGCACAUCUGUGGCCACCAGAGCACACCUGCGGCCACCAAAAAUAACAACACUGGAAGUUGGGUGGACGGUUCAGAAGCUCCUUAGUGUCCACCAUGAACACGAAAAUUUUCGUCAUUAUUUCUCUGGCGGUGGUGAGCACCGCCGGGAUGCUCUAUGCAGACUCCUGUACACCAGACUGUACUGGGAAAAAUGAUGGUGAGAAGGUCCCAGACCCCAAGAACUGCACCAACUAUUACUUUUGCAAGGAUGAGAUACCAUCAGACCACGCUCUACCCUGCGAUGCUGGCAUGAUCUUUGAUAAUGGUGAUUGUGCCCCGGGACCUGCUUGUACGCCUAUAUGUGAGGUAACAGUCUGCCCCAUCACCUGUAACGGCUCUUACAGCAUGAUUAGUGACCCAUUUGACUGUUCUAAAUACUACAUUUGCACCGCUGGUCAGGUGAAUGGACCCCUCACCUGUCCUGAUGACAAACCUUAUUUUAACGGGGAGAACUGUGUCAAGGACAAAGAAGUCUGCUGUGCAGUUUCGUGCACUCCUUACUGCGGACCAGGGAUCGUGGAGGCUCCCGACCCCGUGGACUGCACAAAGUACUACAUGUGUCUUGAAGUGGGAAUACCUAACGAGGAUUAUCACUUUCCGUGUUCAUCUGGUGAAGUUUUCGAUUUCCAAACUGGUCGAUGUUCUUCAGACGCUUCGUGUAUUACAUUGUGUACAGGUAGUACCAGUAAUGUGAAGUCUACAACAACUACAACUACAACUAAAACUACAACUACUACAACAUCUUUGACUGCGCCAACUCGCUAAUCUGUACUGGCGAAGGUUUUUUCCCUCAGUGUCAUUUCUCAUGUCAACCAGGUUAUUUUGAAUGUACGGGAGCGGGAGCACAAGGGAUCUACCACGAGUGUACAGGAGACCUGGUGUUUAAUACUGAUCCGCUAUACGCUUACUGCGUUCUUCCUGGUAACUGUCCUUUUCACCCAUCCAAAUGAUCCCAUCAUUACUACCUCUAUCACAACUACUACUGCUACCACAACCACUUCUCCUAAUAACCUAUUCCAGCUACUACUGCCAACAUGCUAAACUGAUCCUACCAACAUUAUUCCCAUCUAUUUCCACUGCCAUCACCACCUCCUCCAUCCUGAUCUGUUCCAGGCAAUACAAUCACAGUUUUGAACUACUACUACACCAGGAGCACCACCAUCACCAACAUUCACAACCUGAUCUGUUCCAUUCACUCACAUCACCAUUUUGACCUGCUCCUACCAUUAUUAACAAUAAUUAUAGCACAUACUGACUGCUGCUUCGUAGCCAACACUGAACAUUUUGUACGAGCAAGGAUGACCACGUCCCCUGCAUGAGUUGCUUGUGCACAAACAUGUGUUGCCUGGAUCUAUGUAACUCAUAGUAGGUGUUGCCUGGGUCUAUGUAACUCGGUAUGUGUUACCUGGGUCUAUAUAACUCGGUAUGUGUUGCCUGGGUCUAUAUAACUCGGUAUGUGUUGCCUGGGUCUAUAUAAUUCGGUAUGUGUUGCCUGGGUCUAUAUAACUCAUAGUAUGUGUUGCCUGGGUCUAUAUAACUCAUAGUAUGUGUUGCCUGGGUCUAUAUAACUCGGUAUGUGUUGCCUGGGUCUAUAUAACUCAUAGUAUGUGUUGCCUGGGUCUAUAUAACUCAUAGUAUGUGUUACCUGGGUCUAUAUAACUCAUAGUAUGUGUUGCCUGGAUCUAUAUAACUCAUAGUAUGUGUUGCCUGGGUCUAUAUAACUCAUAGUAUGUGUUGCCUGGGUCUACAUAACUCAUAGUAUGUGUUGCCUGGGUCUAUAUAACUCAUAGUAUGUGUUGCCUGGGUCUAUACGACUCACAGUAUGUGUUGCCUGGGUCUAUAUAACUCAUAGUAUGUGUUGCCUGGGUCUAUAUAACUCAUAGUAUGUGUUGCCUGGGUCUAUAUAACUCAUAGUAUGUGUUGCCUGGGUCUAUAUAACUCAUAGUAUGUGUUGCCUGGGUCUAUAUGACUCAUAGUAUGUGUUGCCUGGGUCUAUAUAACUCAUAGUAUGUGUUGCCUGGGUCUAUAUAACUCAUAGUAUGUGUUGCCUGGGUCUAUAUAACUCAUAGUAUGUGUUGCCUGGGUCUAUAUAACUCAUAGUAUGUGUUGCCUGGGUCUAUAUGACUCAUAGUAUGUGUUGCCUGGGUCUAUAUAACUCAUAGUAUGUGUUGCCUGGGUCUAUAUAACUCAUAGUAUGUGUUGCCUGGGUCUAUAUAACUCAUAGUAUGUGUUGCCUGUGUCUAUAUAACUCAUAGUAUGUGUUGCCUGGGUCUAUAUAACUUAUAGUAUGUGUUGCCUGGGUCUAUAUAACUCAUAGUAUUUGUUGCCUGUGUCUAUAUAACUCAUAGUAUGUGUUGCCUGGGUCUAUAUAACUCAUAGUAUGUGUUGCCUGGGUCUAUAUAACUUAUAGUAUGUGUUGCCUGGGUCUAUAUAACUCAUAGUAUUUGUUGCCUGGGUCUAUAUAACUCAUAGUAUGUGUUGCCUGGGUCUAUAUAAGUCAUAGUAUGUGUUGCCUGGGUCUAUAUAAGUCAUAGUAUGUGUUGCCUGGGUCUAUAUAAGUCAUAGUAUGUGUUGCCUGGGUCUAUAUAAGUCAUAGUAUGUGUUGCCUGGGUCUAUAUAAGUCAUAGUAUGGUUUAAGACUAGAUCUUACAUUAUUCAUAGGAAAGAGCUAAACCCGCCGGGGGAUUAACAACUCCUGGGAAACAGGAGGUAAACAGAGGAAGGGUAUGAAAGCUGUAAUACCAUAAAUCAAGAGCCCACACUACCCUUAAUAAAAAAUAAAACAUUAAAAAUCAAGCAAGUUAGGGAAGUUAUUUAGACAAAUUGUAAACUACUGAGUAAUUACGACUGUGAUGAUGUAUUAUGUACGGAAGGAUGAGCAUAUGUGCUGAAUGGCCCACACGAGUUUAGCGUUUCAUGAGUUACAGUAAAGAAGGAUGGGCUAGACUGCCACAAUAAUUUCUGUUAGUGAAGGGAGGAUCGACCCUGUGACACUUUUGUGCCACUACUUGUAAUAAAUGAUCAACACGAGUUUAUAACUUCAUAAUAUAAUAUAUAUAUAUAUAUAUAUAUAUAUAUAUAUAUAUAUAUAUAUAUAUAUAUAUAUAUAUAUAUAUAUAUAUAUAUAUAUAUAUAUAUAUAUAUAUAUAUAUAUAUAUAUAUAUAUAUAUAUAUAUAUAUAUCUUGGUUUUUAACUAUCAUUUGAUUGGCAAAUAAAUGACGUGUACUGGGAUAAUAAAUGACGUGUACUGGGAUAAUAAAUGACGUGUACUGGGAUAAUAAAUGACGUGUACUGGGAUAAUAAAUAACGUGUACUGGGAUAAUAAAUGACGUGUACUGGGAUAAUAAAUGACGUGUACUGGGAUAAUAAAUAACGUGUACUGGGAUAAUAAAUGACGUGUACUGGGAUAAUAAAUGACGUGUACUGGGAUAAUAAAUGACGUGUACUGGGAUAAUAAAUGACGUGUACUGGGAUAAUAAAUGACGUGUACUGGGAUAAUAAAUGACGUGUACUGGGAUAAUAAAUGACGUGUACUGGGAUAAUAAAUGACGUGUACUGGGAUAAUAAAUGACAUGUACUGGUUUAAUAAUUCCUUCUAUGUUAAUAAAGUGUUGCUCACCAACGUU
This is a messenger RNA of Cherax quadricarinatus, 3737 nucleotides long. RefSeq lists its product as uncharacterized. Gene Ontology annotation, cellular component: extracellular region. Gene Ontology annotation, molecular function: chitin binding. NCBI's taxonomy places the organism in Eukaryota, Metazoa, Arthropoda, Malacostraca, Decapoda, Parastacidae. The record is from RefSeq and is a predicted model, not a curated record.